Molecule: messenger RNA, 3348 nt
Organism: Closterium sp. Naga37s-1
Lineage: Eukaryota; Viridiplantae; Streptophyta; Zygnematophyceae; Desmidiales; Closteriaceae
Source: the annotation of a GenBank genome assembly
AUGCGCUUCGAAGCUAGACUCGUCCCGCGCCGCGUCCUCCUGUCGAUCCGGGGAGCAAUCGAACCGUCGCCGCUCGUCGCGUCGUCGCAUGCUCCUCCCGCCGUUCCGAUUGCGACUAUCCUGCGACCUUCUUCCUCGCACCCCUCAUUUCCAAACAUCAUCCCUCUGCACAUAGUGCAUCUCACCGACGCCUACUGGCAGCGAGUGGUGGCGCACUGUUGUGGGGGAGAUCCGCAGCGGCCGCACUCCACCCAUCUCCCUAUCAUGUUACGCUCCCUCCCUCUGCACCGCACUGCACCCCUCCCUGCAGAUCAACAUCCCGCUAUCAACAUCCCACUGCACAUAGUGCAUCUCACAGACGCCUACUGGCAGCGAGUGGUGGCUCACUGUGUAGGGGAGAUCCGCAGCGGCCGCACCCCUAACCCUGACAUGCUCUGCAACUCGCGCAUCAAGUUUGGUGCCUUCUACGAUCAUCUAGACUUCACUCACUUUGACCGCGUGGCAUCGGGGCACUAUGCCCGUGUUGCCCGCUCACCAGCUGACCCUUCUGCUGCUGUGCGCCUGGUCCUAUCAGCAGAUGAGGUGAAGGAUCAGACCUACUUCCUCUCGCACCUAUCGCAGCAGCAGUUGUCUCGAGUCAUGUUCCCCCUUGGCGCCCUCACCAAGUCCCAGGUGCGACAGCUGGCAGCGGCGUUCAACCUGCCCAACCAGAGCAGGAAGGACUCCCAGGGGAUCUGCUUCCUGGGGAAGGUGAAGUUCCCAGAGUUCGUGGCGCGGCAUGUGGGCGAGCAGGAGGGGCUGCUGGUGGAGGCAGAGAGUGGGGAGGCCCUGGGCGUGCACAGAGGCUUCUGGUUCUUCACCAUCGGGCAGCGGCAAGGCAUCAAACUCUCUGGCGGGCCGUGGUACGUGGUUGCUAAAGACACGGCCACCAACACGGUCUUCGUCUCACGAGACUAUCACUCUUCAGCCAAGUCCCGCUGGCGGUUCUGGGUGGGCGGGUUCAGCUGGACUCAAGGUGGCGAGUGCAGCCCUCCUUUGACUGAACGACCAAAUCUGACGUGCAAGGUCCGCCACGGCCCCCACUUCUACCCCUGCUCUGUGCAGUUUGCUGAGCUGCCAGCAUCCAUGCGUCCAGAUGCACUGAACCAUCCGCCAGCAGAAACAGGUUUAGCACUAGAGGAGGCAGCAGCGGAAGAGGCAGCAGCAGCAGGAGAGGCAGUAGCAGCAGCAACAGGAGCAGCAGCAGCAGCAGCAGCAGCAGCAGCAGCAGCAGGAGCAACAGCAGAAGCAGGAGAGGCAUCACCAUUACGAGGGGCAUCAGCAGCAGGAGAGGCAGCAGCAGUGGCAGGGCUGGUGACUCUAUCCCAGGACGACCAAGGCCUGGCUGCCGGCCAGUUUGCUGCCUUCUAUGAUGGUGACACGUGCCUCGGGUCCGGCGUCAUCAUUGGCGUGCCGCCCGGGGACGACACAGUGGGUGGCAAAAGUGGCAGCAGCAGCAACAGCAGCAGCAGCACAGAGCUGCACCUGCAGUCGGGCCAACAGGAAGUAGACGAUCCAGUGGAGGAGGCUAUAGCGCGUAUGAAGGCUGACGACGCCACGCCAGACCCUGCCGCCCUGCUGCUGCAGCGGCCAGAGCUAGGGGAUGUUGCCCCGGGAAUGGGGGGAUUACUGGGUUUACCCUCUUUUAGGGUUCGCGGGGAGGAGUGGGAGGGAGGGUCGGGGCUGGAAGGGAGGGGAGGAGAGGGGAGUGGGGGGGAUGGGAGAGCGGGAGGUGGUUCGUUUGGAGGUGGUUAUAACGAGGAUGGGAAUGUGAUUGAUUUGGAAGGGGUGUUGGAUGGAGGGGAGGAGGAGGAGGAGGAGGAGGGGGAUGAAGGGGGGAUUGAUAUGGGAGAUUUACUAGCGGGGUUAGGGGAGGGGGACGAGGCGGAAGAGGGUAGAGAAAGGGAGGAGGAGGGAGAAAGGGGAGGGGAUGAGAGGGAGGAGGAGGGGGAGGAAAGGGGAGAGGAAGGGGGGCGAGUGGGAGGAACUGCGUUGGCGUUGGGGGAGGAGGAAGGGGAGUGGGGCAAGGCGUUGGGAGACGAACUGGGAAGGGGAAGGACGAUGGAAAGAGAAACGGAAGAGGGGAUACUAGAGGCACCAGGGGAGGAAAAUGGAGAGCUCGUGGUGGGGAUGGGUGAGAGAAGAGAGAGAAUCGGUGGUGAGGGAUGCAAAGCGGUGGAGGGAGGUGGGGCAGGAGAUGCAGGAGGAAGGGGACUAGUAGGAGAAGGAGCAAGAGUGAGCGAUUUAGAGGAAGGGACGUACUCAGUGCAGCAGCAGAGAGAUGUGCUUUCAGAAAGGGAGCAGAUUCAGUCAGAAGAGAUGGUGACUUUGGAUAGAAAUGCUCGUGGUGCUGUAACGGGUGCUUUGGCGUGUGACAAUAGGGAGAGUGACACAAGGGAGGGUGACCUAGGGGAGAGUGACCAAGAGGAGAAUAGUCACGCCUUGGAGGGGGCUAAUGGAGCUAAUGGUCACUUGGAGCGUCCGUUUCAGCAGCUUAAUGAAUCGGAGAGGCGACACUAUAACGAGGACGAUGUGGAUAUGGAGGCAUUAGAGGAGCUGCUGCAGCUGUGUGCUGAUGAUGAUGCCUCGAUAGCAGCAGAGCGGUCGCUGGCGGCAGUGGCGGGGAUAGCAGCCGAGUGUUUGGAGCGGGAGUUGAGUCGGUUUGAGGUGAUCUGCCCGCCUGGCGGGGAGAAGCUGGUGGUGCUGUAUGUGACUUCGCUUGAAGCAGUCAGGAAGACGCAUGCUGACUGUGUGAAGAUGCGGGCACUCCUCAAGGUGAGCGGUGUGCUCAAGAGCCUUCACCUGCGAUUCCAGGAGCGUGACGUGGCACUACACUCAGCUUACCAGGAUGAGCUGCUGCUGCUAUUCGCGGGGGACAUGCCACGUGUCCCGCAGCUAUUCGUGCGCGGGCGGCACGUGGGCGGCACGGAAGCUGUGCUACAGAUGUACGAGGAGGGGGCGCUAGACGCCCUGGUUGUCUGGCUCAAGGCGGCGGGCGGCGGCGCGGCUGUAGCGGCCAGCGGGCGGCGUAGUUUGUCUGUUAGUGCUGCUGGUGGUGCUGCUGCUGGUUCUUCUGCCGGUGCUACUGGUGGGAAUGUGUGUAGUAGUUGUGGCGAUGUGCGGUUUGUUCCCUGCAGUUAUUGCCAUGGAAGCAGGAAGGUAGCUUCUGGGGGAGGUGCUGGUGGUAGUGGGGUCACAUGCCUUGUUCCCUUAACGCUCGCGCCUCUCUGUCUGCCUCCCUGUGCGUCUGCUGCACCACCCACUCCUCAAACGGCGUGCCCAGGUUCCACCAGCCGGCCGUGCGCUUAG